AUGCGGUCAUCACCUUAUGACAGGCAGAAUGAGGUGUGCGACUCGGACAGCCUGGGGACGUCGGACCAGCGGUCCUGGGUUCGGCAGCUGGUGCGCGCCAUGGACGCGGGCGACGCGGCCCAGCUGCGCCGCCUGCUCGCCACGGAGAGCGCCGCGGGGCCGGACGCCGUGCUCUCCCCAGACGGCGACACGGCGCUCAUGCACGCCUGCCGGCUCGACCCGGACGCCGUCGACGCAGGGGAGGUGGUGAGCACGCUGCUGGAGGCGGGUGCCGAGCCCAACCGGCGCGACUGCAGCGAGAGGUCGGCGCUGCACCACGCCGCCUACACCUCCAACGACGUGGCGCUGGCGCUGCUGCUCGAGCACAAGGCCACCGACAUCAACGCCGUCGACGACGAGGGGAGUACGGCGCUGCACUUCACGGCGGCGCCCUCGUGGACGAUCCGGAACCGCGAGCGCCACCUGCGCUGCAUCCGCCUGCUGGUGCGUGAGCCGCGCUUCGAGGUGAACCGCCCCGACGGCCUGGGCCAGACGGCCAUCGCCACCGCCGUCCAACUACACUACGACGACCGCAUCAAGGUGAUGCUGGAGGAGGGCGCGGGCCGCGUCAAUGUGGACUACUCGCGCGCCGUCAACGGGCGGCUGGUGCGCGACGCCAUCGCGGCUCGCUUCCCGCAGCUGCGGCGGCUGCUGCCGGCGCCGCACGAGGAGGACCCGGCCUGCGGGGACCCGCAGCGCCGCCUGCUCGCCGCCAUGCAGCAGCGAGACAUCGACACCUUCUUCCAGCUGCUGCAGCUGCAGGACUCCGACAAGGGCUGCCGGUCGGUGGAUCCAAACCACGUGUACGGCGACCCCUACUACAGCACGUGUCUGGAAAUGGCGUGCCGGCGGCGCGGGGACGAGGAGUUCGUGAGGGCCUUGCUGCAAGGCGGUGCGGACCCGGACACGCGGAACGUUUUCUCGGGCGUGCCGGUGGUGCAGCAGGCGGUGGAGAACGGCUGCGUGGCCGCCCUGGAGGUGCUGCUGGAAGAGGGCGGCGCGCAGCCCGGGGCCCGCGACCCCGCCAGCCACACGGCGCUGCACGUGGCGGCGCAGCGGCAGUGCGCCACCAGGGCCGACACCAGGGACGUCGUCAGGUGCGUGUCGCUGCUGCUGGACUGCGACGGCACGCUGGGCCCGGGCCCCGGCGCCGCCGUCGACGUGGACGCGCAGGACCAGUUCGGCGACACGGCGCUGCACGACGCGGCCCCGCUGCUGCGCAACCAGGAGGGCGAGCCGCCGCUCGCCUUCAUCGACGCCGGCACGCUGCGCGCCUUCCUCGACGAGCAGCUGCAGAGCAACGGGCUCUCCCCGCAGGGCGACGACUACCAGCUGAUCUUCAAGUACGACUUCCUGCGCGGCCGGCCGUCGCUGCCCGGCAAGACGCCGCGCGAGAUGGAGCCGCUGGUGUACAUGAGCCGCUCGGAGAGCCUGCGCGCGCUGCUCACGCACCCGGUGCUCACCGCCUUCCUUCACCUCAAGUGGCACACGGUGCGCGUCUUCUACUACGUCAACCUGGCCGCCUACACCGCCUUCGCGCUGCUCAUGACCGCCUACAUCGUGCUGCUCACCGGCGGCGCCGUCGACGAGAAGGUGAUGCGCUGCAUCUUCAACAAGUCGUGCCUGUCCGCCGUCCUGUCCCACAUCUCGCCCGUUGGGGUUCUGACCGUCAAGGCUACACCGAACGUGACCGCUGCACCACCAGCAGAAGUGGUGGAGGCGACCGCCAGCUCACCGCCUAACGACGCCGAAGUGGAGCUCGUGCGGAACGUCUACCUGGCUCUCGUCAUCAUAAGCGUCCUGAUCGGGCCGCUGGUGGCGGCGCUGGUGACGCGGGAGCUGGUGCAGCUGGUGUCGUCGCCCCGGCGCUACGUGGCGCAGGCCGAGAACUACCUGGAGCUGCUGGUGCUGGUCUGCUCGGCCGCCACGCUCUGCAACGGCUCGCUCACCAUCUACGCCGAGCGCCACCUCUGCGCCAUCACCGUGCUGCUCAUCUGGACGGAGCUCAUCAUCAUGACCGGCAAGCUGCCCUACCUCUCCAUGCAGCUAGAGAUGCUCAAGAAGGUGACGGGCACGUUCGCGCGCUUCAUGGCGUGGUACUCGCUGCUGAUCGCGGCGUUCGCGCUCAGCUUCUACACCAUGUUCCACGAGGACGGCGGCGGCGAAGAGAACGGCGACGGCGACGCCUUCUUCGGCGCGCCCGGCCUCACGCUAGUCCGCACCGUGGGCAUGCUGGCCGGAGAGUUCGAGAUGUCCAGCAUCCCGUUCCACCUGGCGCCCGGCACCAGCCACGUGGUGUUCGUGGUGUUCGUGUUGUUGGUGACGAUCGUGCUCCUGAACCUGCUGAACGGGUUGGCCGUGUCGGACACGAACGCCAUCCGCGAGGACGCGUCCGUGCUCAGCCUGGUCACCAUGGUGCAGCUCAUCGCCUUCUACGAGGAGACGCUGCACAAGCUGGGCUCACGCUGCCAUUUACCGGAAUUUGCUGCCAAAUUCAUCCGUCGCCGUCACACAAUUUUUGAUCCGGACUUACCGCACAGACAGGUGCACGCUUUUCCAGCGAGUGGCGAGGUGAAGUUCCUGCUGGACGCCGAGACGACGGAGUGGUUCUCCAGCUACCGCGCCAGUCGCGACGUGCUGCGCGCAGCUGCUGCCCUGGUCACGGAAGCGCACGAGGCCGGCGACGCGAACCAGCACGUGGUGGACAAAGUGGCCGCCUGCGAGCGCUCCGUCCAGUCCGUGGUGCAGGCUCAGCGCGACCUGGCGCGCCUCCUCAGGCAGGCCGUGGCCACCAUGCAGGAAAUGCGGCGCACGGGACUCCACGACGACAGCGACUAGGGGCCCCGACUCGAUCAACUGCCGGCACUGACGUCUGAGGGCUCAGGUCUGUAGGUGUCUCACUGUGGGCUCACCUACUGUGGCAGGGAGCCCCAAGACGACAUCGACUAUGGACUCCAUCCAGCUGAACUACCGCUACUAGCGUCCAGUCUGUAGGUGUGCCAAUGUGGCCCCACCUACCGUGGCAGGGAACUCCCGGACGACAGCGACUAUGGACUCUGUCCAGGUCAACUACUGCCACUAUCAUCCAAAGACUCCAGGCUGAAGGUGUCACACUGUGAGUUCACCUACUGCGGCAGGGUGUUCCAGGACGACAGUGACUACGGGGUCCGUCCAGCUCAACUACCUCUACUAGUGUCCAGUAUCACAUUGUGAGCUUAUCUACUGUGACUGAUGAUUCCACAGCGACAGUAACUGGGAGGUUCUGCCAGCCCAAUGGCGUUUCCUAGUUUGUCCCAUUCUGGGUCUUGUCAAACAUCACUAGGAACUCCUGGCACAAUUACAGUGUCUGUAGCCUGCAGUCUGCAGGCCUCUCACAGGGCAGCUUGUUAUCUGCGACGUCAGUGGAAGAGUCGCCAGUAGUUUAUUAUAAUGGCACAAAUAAUCUUUCACUCUUCAUGGGAUUUACCCUCUUGUGAAACUUCCCUACAAAUUGGAACUAUUUGCCAUACAGAUGCUCGCAGCUUUAAUUUUGCUUUCUUACGGGAUGAAAUACUCAUAUCUCUUUGGUAUUCAGAGGAUCUGCUAUUUCGACUUCUCUUAAUUGCGAGAGCGCCACUGGCCGAAAUUUUCGCACUGUCAUCUGGGCAAUCCAAGACUCCCAAGAAGGCACUGCGGACGCUUCUGAUCUCACGAAACGACCGAGUUGUAGUUCAUCUAGCAACAUCUCCCAGAUAUGAAUAUUAUUUGAAGAUUCUAAUAGAGAGAUUAUGAAUGUACCAGCUGAUAUCUAAUACUGCCACUUCCUUUCUCCAGCUGAGACAUUAAUAAUGUACUUGCUGUUGAAUGUGGUAAACUAUUAUACACGCUCAUAGCAGCUCGUACUAACGAAACUCGAGGGUGACUGUCACCUGCAGUGCCCCAGCUCCCUGUUUUUUUAUUCACUGUCCGAAUGGUAAAGGCGAGCUGUUUGAAAAUCUCGGCCCACUACACAGCUGAUGCCUCUUCAGCCAGAUUCUAAAGCUUCUCUAUUGCAAGGGUGCUUCUCUAUUGCAAGAAUUUGGGACAGAGUUUCCAGUUCCAACAUUUGCCUUUCAACCAGUGAAUUUCGCUGGUAGGUCUUUUCCGAGACGCCUUUGCCUGUGGUAAUGCAACACUUCAUCGUCCUUGCACCAUUUACGAACUGUAACCCACUUUUCUUUCGCUCACACGUUUAGCGCUCUUUUCUGGUGUCUCAGAACAAACUAAGGGCAGAUCCAAUUGUCCAUAUAUACAUCACUUAUGAUAAAAUUACUUUGUAUUUCCUGACAGCCACGUUGUAAGUUGUACAUAUAAAACAAAUGAAACAAAAACAAACAAAGAAACAUAAAAACGCCAACUAUACUGUACAGGUUCACUGCAGCUCGGGCCCGCGCCCCACGGAAUUUGAAUCCGCACCAGACGUCAUGUACGUCGAAGAGCGCUAGAGGUCUCUGCACCAUCGCGCCGUAAGCUGUGGCGGCGCGCGCUUCC
Messenger RNA from Schistocerca gregaria, 4548 nucleotides. Its product is annotated as transient receptor potential channel pyrexia-like. Gene Ontology annotation, cellular component: membrane. The coding region runs from base 1 to 2877 and encodes 958 amino acids. The record is from RefSeq and is a predicted model, not a curated record. Lineage: Eukaryota; Metazoa; Arthropoda; Insecta; Orthoptera; Acrididae. Gene Ontology annotation, molecular function: protein binding; monoatomic ion channel activity. The transcript has 15 exons. Gene Ontology annotation, biological process: transmembrane transport; monoatomic ion transport.